UCGAGUCGUUCCGGCGUGCGCAACUGACUUUUGAGUCCAAACAAUUUUUUAAGUGUCCUGCACAAAACUUACAAGACUUAUUGCCGCUCGUAAUAAGCAAUGCCGUUGGACACUGAGAGGUUUAUCAAAGAGGUGGAAGCUCGGCCUUGCCUCUGGAACAACCACUCCCCGGAGUACGAGAGGAAGGGCCUGAAGACACGAGGAUGGAAGGAGCUCUGCGACAUCUUCGUCACCAACUACCCGGCCAUGGACUCUGCGGGCAAGAACAGAGAGGUUGUAAAUCUUCAGAGAAAGUGGAAGAGCUUGAGGAACUCCUUCAAUAGAGAGCUCAAAGCGAGGCGAAUGGGAGGCGAGGGGUCCUCGAGGAGACCUUGUCAGUACUUCGAGCAGCUCUCCUUCCUGAGGCCGAUCCUCGAGGCCAGGAUGCGCAACAUUCCCGAACAGCCCGCGGUGGAGCCCUCGCCAGGCACAUCAAGGACACGAGAAGAAGAAGUAUCGGAGCAAGAGGUGCCUGUACAUGGGGUCCCCUGUAAGAGGAGGAGGCUGUGUAGUCCAGCACUCGAACCUUCCGAUCACCUUCACAACGCCAAUUAUUGCAAUGGCACGGACUGUAACGAGGUACUUUUCUUCCAUUCCUUGCUCCCAUAUUUCAGGAGACUAACUCCUACAAAUAAAUUGAAUUUAAAAUUAGCUUUCAUGAAUCUAAUAAAAAGAUAUUCCAAGAGAAAGAUCAGAGCACCCAUUGUAAACGAGGAAGAAGGAUCUUCGAGGACUACCCCCGCUAUAAUAAAUGGGACCUCUACACCUGUGACCUCUCCAUCCGGAUCCUCUCCCCCGGACUCCUCUCCACCCGGAUCCUCUCCAACUGGGUCACCGCCGGGCGAUCAAGGCGCUCUAGGAGAGGAACUAGAAGUAGAAGAAGAAGAGGAAGAAGACGUAGAUCCGGAAGAGGAAGAGGAAGAUGAUUCAUCGAACUAUUCAUCGGAUACUUCACCCGGGCUGUCAGCUGGAUACACCGAUGAUUCUCCUGAGACAGAAGAUUGACCACCGAAAGAUGUGGCAAUAAAGUUGUCUAGGAAGUGGGCGGAAUCAAAAAAAAAUUUUAAAAAUA
Molecule: messenger RNA, 1111 nt
Organism: Nezara viridula (southern green stink bug)
Lineage: Eukaryota; Metazoa; Arthropoda; Insecta; Hemiptera; Pentatomidae
Source: the annotation of a GenBank genome assembly